AUUGUGCCUACUGAUGUUACCUUCGCAUGGGCAUGAAGCUGAUCCGACAUCAAUAGAUUAACACAUUGUUCGACCGAUAAUUAUAUCAGGGAUAUUGUGCCCAACAUUGUGAUGAGAUUUAUGAAAAUUGUAUGGAUUGCAGCUCUAAAGUAUAGGAGAACAUUAGAUAUUGCUGUUAAUUAAAUAAUACCUAACUAACUUUAAAGUUUAAACCAUAGAGUUCGUUUUUAUUUAUUCCUAACGCAAUACUAGGUAAUUAGGUAUACUGUGUCCUUGACACCGGUGUAAGGAGUAUAAAUCAGCUUCCUGAUGGGUCGUGUCUUCUUAGAGCACCUGGGUGGUGCUCGACUUUUCUCGUGUGCCAACUGCUACGCUUUUCUCACUAACCGCAAGCAUCUGAAAUCCGAUCGCUUCACUGGUGCCACAGGGCCUGCUUUUCUCUUCGAUAAAGUUGUAAAUUUGACAUACAGUGAGAUGCAGGAUCGGGAGAUGUUAACAGGACACCAUGUUGUACGUGAUGUUUUCUGUAAGAACUGCGAGUCCAUGCUGGGCUGGUUCUAUGAGUUUGCUUCUGCUGAGAAUCAGAGGUACAAGGAGGGACAUGUCAUCCUGGAGAAGGCACUUGUGGUUGAGACUGAAGGGCUGCACAGCGAAACUGCCUGAGACUGCGCUACUCAAACUUUCGGUCUCACCAGCACCCACUCUUUGCUGCCAUCAUCUCCACCGUGGGCGACUUGAGCACGUCUCAAGGCUCUCUUCAUUGUUAUUGUGUGUGAAACUGCGCCUUGAUUAUUUACUCAUUGAUAUUAAUUAACCCACCGCUUGUUCUUUCAACUUGCGGAUACAUUUUGUGUAUCAGUAAGUACCGGGUACCAAUAGUUGUAGAUAAAUAAUGUACUAUUGAGAGAGAACACUAAAUUUUAAAAAAAUACCUCUAAUUCUUGAUGGAUUCUUUUGUUGACCAAGUCUACCAACCAGCUUGAAGUCUUGCUUGAUAAGCUCAACCUUUCUCUAGCUAUAUCUCUAGUUUUCAAUUGAAACAACAAAGAAAAAUGGAAGAAAAGUUCGUGUUUCUCGCCUUCAUAAUUUCUAAUAAAAAUAUAGCAUAUUUUGGUUAGGAAUAGAUGGUACGCGGAUCUUUGACCGCUUUCCUUAUCUUAUUUACUCUUCUUAGUUACUAUAGAUUGGCUUGAUUAUUUACUGAUGUGAUAUAUUAUCAAUUCCACUCUCUUAAGACCGUUAAUCAUAUUGUCAACUACCCCUCACCGGUGCUGUUAUAAGUUUGAACUCAUAGUUUAUUAGGAAAUACAAUUUAAGGCAUGCUAAUGUCACGACUCUUGAAUGAAAAACUCGAGAAAAAUAAAUAAUGCUAAUCGAGAAUGUUUCACAAAAUAUGAUCAAGAAUUGCUUUUCAAGCUGUAAACCUGGUGGCACUGUUCUGAAAAGAAAGUUCACAAUGCAAAAACUUAUUUCAUGUUGAGAUUACGUGCAUAUUUGUUAUGGGCUGUGUAGGGUUAAGACUGUUAACUGUAUUACACGGGCUUGUUUAUGUAUUAGUUUAAACUGCUAUCUACAUAGAAAAAUUAGACUUGCAUCCGUUAACGGUUAAAGCAUUGAUAAUAGGUCGACUGGACCUUUCAACACGUCUUAUUGUAAUAUUUAAAAUGUUCAGGAAUUAUUCAUUCAGUAAUUUUGGCAAAAAAUUCAGACUUUGAUCGAGAAGCUUGCAUGCACCUGCCAGUUUUUAGGUUCCGGUUCUUUUGUCCCUGCAAUAUUCGGAAAUCAAAAUGAUUCCUCUUGCUUUUCUUCAAGUUAGUCUUCGGAGAAAAUAAAAUCGUUGGAUACUAUUAUUGAUCGCGCUGCCUCUUCUGUGGGUUUUCUCCAGCAGUUUCCUUUCUUAUAUUCUUCAUUGUUUCAGCGCCGCAAGUCUAGUCACGAACUGAGAAACUUUACAUCAACAUAAGUAGGCAGUAAUUUUCUUCAUGCAAAAUAAUUGUUAAACAGUUAUUAAGUCAUCUAACUUGAUAAAUGUGAUGCUUCCGCACUAGAAUGGUGUUUUGGCAAUAAUGAAUUGAGUUUGAUUACAAUGAAAUAGGAUUGUAAAUUACAAAGGAUGCCAUUUUCUCAACUAUGCAGAUAAGCGAUUGGAUUAAAGUGACAGCGCUGUUCAUGAGCAUUAUCGCUGCCGACGGUCGAUUGGUCUAUUAUUACCUGGCAAUUUAUACCUGAACUUACAAUCAUUUUGGCUGUAGAGGAUUAAGACUCCACCACUCAAAAUUAUUUUCAGCAGCGAUGAAUGGUAUCCGGACAUCGACCUUCUGUGUUAACAAGGCCAUAACACAUGUCAGUUGCGUAUGUAAGAUCCAUAAAAAAAACUCUCGUUUGCCAGACCGUAAAGCUCGCUUCAAUACAAAUAUUCUGUCAAUCAUAAUUUCAAUAAACCUUAGCAUUUAUAUGUAGAAGUUGAACGCAAUAAACUAUAUUUAAUAUUGUUUCGCCUCAAGCGUUUAAUUGUGUAGAGCAAGAAUAUUCGUCAUGCUCUGUACUAGUAAGUCAGCCACGUAUUGUGAGACUGCUGAUACCUAAUCAGGCACGAGCUCUCCAAUUGUUGCAUUAAUGUGUAACAUUAAUAGUUUUAAGUGAUCCAGUCAAUCUUUCGCAUUUCCAUAUGUUGAUCCAGAUGGUUACAAAUUCUGGAUUUUUCUUUUCGAUUCGAUACUCCUACAUACUAGCCAAAAUGCAUCUAUCGAGGCUGAAUUGAUGAUAGUAUCUCAUGGAAUGAAAUUUUUAUCCUGACCAUUAGAGAACAAAGUUUAAAUUCAUAAUGUUCUAACUUCUAAAUCAGGUGCAGGCAGAAUAAAUUCUUCAAUUUUAUUAUUCUUUAUGUAGUCACUUUCUCGAAUGAUUGAUAAAAUUAAAGAAUGAUGUGUGGACUCGAACAGAUGAAAUAAGUUUAAAGGGAAUAAAGGUCGUGUGCCGAUA
Hyalella azteca is the source of this 2982-nucleotide messenger RNA. RefSeq names its product protein yippee-like 5 (gene Yippee). Lineage: Eukaryota; Metazoa; Arthropoda; Malacostraca; Amphipoda; Hyalellidae. Bases 310 to 663 code for a protein of 117 amino acids. The transcript has 4 exons. The record is from RefSeq and is a predicted model, not a curated record.